Messenger RNA from Paramecium octaurelia, 4001 nucleotides. Lineage: Eukaryota; Ciliophora; Oligohymenophorea; Peniculida; Parameciidae. The record is from the annotation of a GenBank genome assembly.
AUGAAUAUUUUGCAAUCGAAAUAAAGUUAAGACGGUUUAGAGACAACAUGUAAAAUUCACAAUUUGGAAUUUAUUGCUGUUGACUUGGACAUGUCAGAUAAAUCAUAGAUUAAGUUUUUUUGUGGUAAAUGUUUAGUUGAUAAAUUAAAUAAUAAUAAAGUGACAACAAUUGAGUAAUCAAAAGAAAGAAUAACAUAAAUGAAGACUUAAUAAUAAGAAAUAAAGAUUAAAGAGAAUCAAACAAGACUAAACUAUUAUAAGAAUAUUUUAGAUUAAAUAAUGGAUUUUAAAAGAACGAUAGAUGAUUCUUUAGAGAAGAUGUAUAAGUAAAUAUAAUAAUAUAUCUUUCCAAUUUAAAAGGAAAAAUAAGAAUUACAAGAAAUUUAAUAUCAAUUCAAUUAUUUUGAAGAUAUAAAAUAAUUAUCAGAAUUCUAUUCUUCAAAUAUGUAGAAAUCAACUAAAUUAAUAGAAGACAACUCUUUUAUCGAUUAAUUAACAAGAUAAUUUGAAUUAUUAUUUAAUAAUGCUGAAUAUUUUUAGACUUAAGAUACAUUUAAAAGUACAAAAUAAACAAUUGAAGAUUUAAUUGAUAAUAAUGUUAUUGAAUUAUAACCAUUAUUAUAAACAAAUAAUGAAUCUGUAAUAUUUCAUUAUUAAUUAAUAGAGAACACCUAGUUUAAGUAGAGUUUGUAUAAAUCAUAAAAAGGAAAUUAUUAUGAUUGAUAUGGAUUCUUAAAAUAAGAAAAUUGAAGAUAGAUUUGUUUGUGUUGAUUGUAUAUCUGAUAAUCCAUAAAUUAAAUAUUAAACAAUUCAAAAUGUUAAUAAAUAAUGGAUUGAUUACAAUUCAUAAUCUUCAAACAUAUUUUUAUAGUAUAAAUAGGAAAAUACACAAAAAAGAUAUGAUUUAUUCAAUUAAAUUGCUCAAAUGAGAAAAAAUUAUAAUUAGAAAUUAAAUGAAAUUAGUGAUAAGUUAAUCUCAGAAUAAUUCUAAUCUAUUAACAAAAGCAAAAAUUCUAAUUAAAUUAAAAGGAUUUCAAUAUAGUCUUUAGAAGAUGAAUAAUUAUUAAUAGAUUUAAGAUAAUUAAUUGAAAAAGAAGACGUAAGUUAAAAUUAAGAUUUAACAAGCUUAAAAAAUAAAGAUUCGAUUUUCCAGAAAGAAAUUGAAAAUCAUUUAGAAUCAUUAAAAUUAUUUGAUUAAUUAGAUAUCCAAUAAUCAAUAGAUAUACUUAAAGAAAUAACAAGUAUUAAUGUAAUUAUAUAUAUAUUAGAGAAGAAAAAUUAAAUUUUAUAAUUAUCAGAUAUAGUCUCUUAAAUUUCUAAAUGUACAUAGACAAAUGAUGAAAAUAAUCAAAAUUAGAUUGAAUUUAUUAAGGAUAUCUCUGAAUUAAUUGAGUAGGCUAAAAAAUAUUAAUGUUAAAUAAACUUAUUUGAUUAGACUGUCUCUCUAUUUUAAUAGCAUACUAAUAAAAUUGAAUAAAUUUAAUAAAAAAUUUUGAAUUAAACUAAAGAUUAGGUUAAUAAUUAUAUUAGACUCUAUCCAAAGUAUUGAAUAACUAUAUUAAUUUAUUUGAUAAUAACAAUAAAUAGAUUAAGAAAUAUUGUAAUAUUCAAUAAUUGGAAGAAGAUCUACUAAAAUUAACAGAAAUCAAUAAAAAUAUAACAAUUGAUAGUAAUUUUAUAAAUCAAUAUAUAGAAACUAAUUAAUUAAACCAAAUGUCCAAGUAAUUAGAUGAAAAUUAGUAGGAAUAUUAAAAAUUAUUAAAGGAAUAAUAAAAUAAGAGUAUUUCUAAUUUAAUUUUAUAGAUUAAAACUAAAUCGAUGAGUUAAUUGCAAAAUUAUAAUCAAUAGAAAAAGAAAACGCAAAUUUCAAAGAGUUAAUUAAUAAAAAAAUUUAAGAAAUAACAAAUCUUAAGAAAUAAAAUGAAGAGGAUAAAUUACAGAUUAUUAAGACUUUAGAAGAUCAAAGUAAUCAUUUUCUAAUUACACUUAGCAAACAAAUAAAUUGAAGAAAUGACUAAAAGAAUCAAUCAAAAGGAGUUAGAGUUUCAAAAAGUUUAAAGACAAUUUGAUUAGAUUAAUCAAGAAAUAUUAGAAAAAGAAAAACAAUCUAAAUUAGAAUUAGAAUAAGUAUUCUAUUUCAAUAUUUUAUUACUCUUAGAUUAAGCAAUAUCCUAUAACUUUAUUAUUUUCUAAUACAUAUAAGGGUGCAAAUUGUUAAGUAACUGAAGGUGGAAAAGUUGUUGAGUAUAGUGGCGAUAGCUAGUUUUAUUGUCUUUGUGAAUAAGCAAUUCCAAAGAAUGGGAAAACACUGUUUGCAUUCAAAAUGAUCAGUGGAACUAACUUUCGUGUUGGAAUAGGCUUCAGAGAUAUUAUAUAAAAAAAUAAUUACUAAAAUUCAGGGGUUGGGUAUGGGUAUUAAAUCAAAUCAUAAUAGAUCAUAUUUGAUACGUNGAAUCAUUAAAAUUAUUUGAUUAAUUAGAUAUCCAAUAAUCAAUAGAUAUACUUAAAGAAAUAACAAGUAUUAAUGUAAUUAUAUAUUUAUUAGAGAAGAAAAAUUAAAUUUUAUAAUUAUCAGAUAUAGUCUCUUAAAUUUCUAAAUGUACUUAGACAAAUGAUGAAAAUAAUCAAAAUUAGAUUGAAUUUAUUAAGGAUAUCUCUGAAUUAAUUGAGUAGGCUAAAAAAUAUUAAUGUUAAAUAAACUUAUUUGAUUAGACUGUCUCUCUAUUUUAAUAGCAUACUAAUAAAAUUGAAUAAAUUUAAUAAAAAAUUUUGAAUUAAACUAAAGAUUAGGUUAAUAAUUAUAUUAGACUCUAUCCAAAGUAUUGAAUAACUAUAUUAAUUUAUUUGAUAAUAACAAUAAAUAGAUUAAGAAAUAUUGUAAUAUUCAAUAAUUGGAAGAAGAUCUACUAAAAUUAACAGAAAUCAAUAAAAAUAUAACAAUUGAUAGUAAUUUUAUAAAUCAAUAUAUAGAAACUAAUUAAUUAAACCAAAUGUCCAAGUAAUUAGAUGAAAAUUAGUAGGAAUAUUAAAAAUUAUUAAAGGAAUAAUAAAAUAAGAGUAUUUCUAAUUUAAUUUUAUAGAUUAAAACUAAAUCGAUGAGUUAAUUGCAAAAUUAUAAUCAAUAGAAAAAGAAAACGCAAAUUUCAAAGAGUUAAUUAAUCAAAAAAUUUAAGAAAUAACAAAUCUUAAGAAAUAAAAUGAAGAGGAUAAAUUACAGAUUAUUAAGACUUUAGAAGAUCAAAGUAAUCAUUUUCUAAUUACACUUAGCAAACAAAUAAAUUGAAGAAAUGACUAAAAGAAUCAAUCAAAAGGAGUUAGAGUUUCAAAAAGUUUAAAGACAAUUUGAUUAGAUUAAUCAAGAAAUAUUAGAAAAAGAAAAACAAUCUAAAUUAGAAUUAGAAUAAGUAUUCUAUUUCAAUAUUUUAUUACUCCUAGAUCAAGCAAUAUCCUAUAACUUUAUUAUUUUCUAAUACAUAUAAGGGUGCAAAUUGUUAAGUAACUGAAGGUGGAAAAGUUGUUGAGUAUAGUGGCGAUAGCUAGUUUUAUUGUCUUUGUGAAUAAGCAAUUCCAAAGAAUGGGAAAACACUGUUUGCAUUCAAAAUGAUCAGUGGAACUAACUUUCGUGUUGGAAUAGGCUUCAGAGAUAUUAUAUAAAAAAAUAAUUACUAAAAUUCAGGGGUUGGGUAUGGGUAUUAAAUCAAAUCAUAAUAGAUCAUAUUUGAUACGUGAUGAUGGUCAUACUUACUCUCAUCAUAAUAAGGAUGUAAAUUCUAAAAAAUUAUCAUUCAGUUUUACAACUAACGAUGUAAUAAUAAUUGAAGUAAGUAUUGAACAUAAGUAUAUUAAAUGGACGAGAUAGAAUAGUUCAUAAGCAACUGUUGUAACUAUCAAACUAUUAUUAGUAGCUAGAAAUAGAGACAUCCAUAUCAUAAGAAUUAUAUCCAUGUGUCUUCGUUUAUAAUUAAUCAAAAGUGAAAAUAUUGAAUAAUAUUCCAAAUUGA